GCCUUGGCUCCUUGUGGUCACGUGUGGCGGGGCCGGUGGCGGAGCAGGGCUGAGGGGAGCGGAGGGAGCCGAGCGGAGCCGCGCGGCCGGAGGCUGAGGGGCGGCUGCAGCAGGCGCGAUGGGGCAGUGCGGCAUCACCUCCUCCAAAACCGUCCUGGUCUUCCUUAACCUUAUCUUCUGGGCAGCAGCAGGCAUACUGUGCUACGUGGGAGCCUAUGUGUUCAUCACAUAUGAUGACUAUGAUCAUUUCUUCGAAGACGUCUACACACUAAUUCCAGCAGUUAUUAUUAUAGCUGUGGGAACACUUCUUUUUAUUAUUGGACUUAUUGGGUGCUGUGCCACAAUUAGAGAAAGUCGCUGUGGACUUGCUACGUUUGUGAUCAUCCUGCUCUUGGUUUUCAUCACCGAAGUGGUGGUGGUGGUUCUUGGAUACAUUUACAGAGCAAAGGUAGAGGAUGAAGUUGAUCACAGCAUUCAGAAAGUAUACAAUGGAUACAACGGCACAAAUCCUGAUGCAGCCAGUCGUGCUAUUGACUAUGUACAGAGGCAGUUGCGCUGCUGUGGGAUCCAUAACUAUUCAGACUGGGAGAAUACUGUCUGGUUCAAACAAACUAAAAAUAACAGUGUGCCACUUAGCUGUUGCAAAGCAGCCCUCAGCAAUUGUACUGGCAGUUUGACCCGCCCGAUGGACCUUUAUUCUGAGGGGUGUGAGGCUCUGGUUGUAAAGAAGCUUCAGGAGAUCAUGAUGUAUGUCAUCUGGGCAGCGCUAGCAUUUGCUGCUAUUCAGCUUCUUGGCAUGUUGUGUGCCUGUAUAGUACUAUGUAGGAGGAGUCGGGAUCCUGCCUACGAACUUCUCAUCACUGGCGGAACCUAUGCCUAGAAGAGAAUGCAAACACGCGGUUCAAUCUUAACUCACUUAAGUGGAAGAUGAAUGGGCCAGGUCUACUGCAAUAGUUCUCUUGCCCUAGGCUUAGUCAAAGCGCAUCUUCCACAGUCAAAGACAGCCGUACUGUACACUGGUGAUGGGCAAAACAACUCGGCUUUACACACACCCAUAUGUGUGACUUUCACUGUGUUAGCCAGCUAUUCAUGUAUCUAAAUGUUUUAGUACACUAGUAAACCUUCCAAUUUCAGAGCCAUUUGCAAGUGUAAUUUGGUUGAUCUGAAAGUCAAAGGAUUUGUGCCUACUUUGGUAGAUUACCUCUAAACAUUAACUGACUGAUGCUUGCAUAUAGAGAGAGGAUGUCUUAAACCUUCGCUACGUGGAACUUUUUUGGCCAAAGUUGUACAGAGGAAGCCAGCUGUGUUUAAUUUGAGGGGAAAAAAAAACUUCAAUCUUGCCCCUCACCAGUGUCACUUUUUUAAAAAAGUCCAGUACGCUUUAUAUAUAUAGAAUUGUAAAAAAAAAAAAACAACCAAACAAACAACCCACAACUAAUCAAAAUUUUAGCAUCAUGUGACUGCAGUUUUGACCUUGAGAGAUCAAAUCUUUCAAACAGUAGUUUAAAAUACAAGCUGGCUUUUCAGGAGUAUGAUGUAUGCACUACUGUUCUAUAUUGAAAUAUUUCAUUUUUCUAUGAAGAGCGGUUUUGUGUUGAGUGAACUGUUAGACUGUAGAUCUUAAAUUGGCUUGGAAACAAUGUAGCCAUGUAGAGUAGCCAAGUAGUAUGUGAAAAUGAUCUCAACUGUAAAUAGUAAACCUGAUUAAAUAAAUCUCUGUAUAUCCUCCCUAUAAA
Messenger RNA from Falco peregrinus (peregrine falcon), 1736 nucleotides. It is a transcript of the gene TSPAN3, whose product is annotated as tetraspanin 3. The coding region runs from base 119 to 880 and encodes 253 amino acids. The transcript is spliced from 7 exons. Gene Ontology annotation, cellular component: membrane. The record is from RefSeq and is a predicted model, not a curated record. Gene Ontology annotation, biological process: regulation of vascular endothelial growth factor signaling pathway; protein localization to plasma membrane; protein maturation. NCBI's taxonomy places the organism in Eukaryota, Metazoa, Chordata, Aves, Falconiformes, Falconidae.